AAAAAAUUUCCUUUUUCUCUUCCAACGUCGAUUAGGUUACGUGUUAAAAACAUGGACAAAGUGUAAAAUAGGAAGUGGACACACCAAACAUAGGAGGAAGGUCGUUUAUACUGGCAAGACAUUUCUGGAUGAUCACGAACUAGCCACGAUGGCCUCUCGUGGACUCUGCGUCCUCGUGUAAAUGUCAUCUGAUCUCUUGAAAGAUACGAAACAAAAUUCUUCCUCUUUUAGCUGUAAAAAAUGAUGGCAAACUGCGUUUUAUCUCGACUGUUGGUGCGAGAUAGAAACAUUAGACCUUGUCACUUUCUCCUUUCGACCUCUUUCACUGCUCGUGCUUCAGUAACACAGAAAUGGAAGAUUAAAUUUAAUCAAUUUAUCUAAUCGCGUAUAGCACAUGUGCUAUGGCAUAGUUAAUUUCAUGUCCAGUACUGAGUUAUUUGUCCACACAUUUGGAAAGAUCAAUGACGAGGGGGGGAUGUAACACAGUUUGAUCAAUAUUUAAAGACAGUGAUAGAUAAGGAGGUGGGGGAGUAAAAGCUACCUUACGUUUGAAAUUGGCUUUUAUGUGUACUUCAUAAACACUAGCCACUGUGGUCCAGCAAAGGGGUGGGGCACUUGAUUGAACGAAAAAAAAAGAAUCCCCCCCUUCUUGUGUUUUACAGCUGACACACAUACGGACUUGUUAUGAAACGAUGGCGAGUUGGUGACCAUUUCUAAAAGAAGAAAGAAACGAUACAGAAAAACAAUGAUUCUUUUUUUUUCGUUUUGACUGCCGAGAGGGUGGAAUUCUUUUGGAUCACGCACGGUAAGGAGAAGGCAUCACGCAAGUGUAUUUUCAUGCGUUGCGUGACACGUGAUGAUGAUGAUCGCGAGAGAGGGGAGGCAAAAAAAAAAAGUUUCCAACUGUUUUUCGUUUUCUUUCUCGGUAGCCUAUUUUUUUCUCGUUGAAAAGAGAAAUCCGUAAGUCAAUCAUUUCGUUCUCUCCCCCUCGUCAUGUGAGUCGUCCAUGUCCUAAUUCAAUUCGACAAGUUUUAACCAAAUUUUAGUGUUUAAUUCGAAAUGACUUGUGUCUCGUCAUUGCAAUAUAGCCUCGAUUAUUAACCACUACAUAAAAAAAUUAACUAAGAAACACAACAAAAAACGCAACUAAAUUCAAACUUGCCAACCGCACGUCGUUACAUGGUUACAGAUCAGUCAAGAAAAUCUAACCAAAGUCCGGCAGAGUCAGGGUCGUCCUUUCUGGGGGCCAUCAUUGAUUUAUCGGUCCAGCAAAGGAUCAAACUUGAUUAAUAUUCUAUCAAUAGACGAAUAGAUUGUCUAUGCAGCAGAGUCAUACGCCAUCGUUGUCGCAAACAUCCACAGCAAGCGACCUUGGAUCUUGGACCUGUUACCCGAUCUGCCGAAUUGUUGAUGAAUUCCAGUCUGGCCCAAAACGACUACGCCCUGCCGGCCAAAGCAACCGAACGGCCCGUCAUUAAGAAACUGGUAGACAAUCUGCAGGUCGGCGGGCCUGGUGUCACUAUGGAAGCCAAGCCUUCGCUCAGGACGGAUUAUCCGGAAUUUCAAGUCAAGAGACCCGUCAUUCAUCGAUUGGUCGAUCAACUGAAGACGUCAGGUGGUGCGGCAAGUGAAGGCGAAUUCGCCGCAACGACGCUCAGCCGAGAUCAGUACAGGCCGUUCAGCAACGUCAAACGGCCGGAAGGUGGUCGAAAAUUGCGCUCCUCGUUGAAAGUCAGAGGCAACCUUGACGCCGUGUCUACCAGUCAUGAUUAUCAGGAUCACGAGAAUUACGUCCGGCCAGCCAAUCACCGGAUCCCCGACAGCAUUCAAAUAGAGAGCGGUAACGUUAUCGACUCAUCCGUGUCCAACGCCGAUUUUCGUCAGUUCAGCGUGGAGCGUCCGACGAUCCGUCGGCUUCAAAGUUCGUUGAAAAUCCCUGCUGGAUCGAUGGAGCAGAAUCAGUCUCUGUCGCAAGCCACUUACAAGGAGAUGCCCGUCUCGCGACCUAAGCGCCAUCUGUUGGCCGAUCAAAUCACCACCGGUGGUAACGGGCAGGAAAUGGCUAAAGCUGGGCAUCUGCACGAAGACUACAGGCAAUUCACGGCCGAGCGUCCGGUCAUCAAGAAAUUGCAGGACAAUCUCGCCAUACCGCACUUGGCUAAAUUCGAAGCGCACAAUGUCGAUUACCCGGAACAUGUCGACUACGCCAAACCCAUCCGCAAAAAGAUGGAAGACACGUUGAAAUUCAGCGGAUCCAUGGAGCAAGCCUCGCAGUCACGCAAGGAUUACGUCGAGUUUCACGCCGAGCGACCCGUCAUCAAGAAACUGCAGGACAACAUACCCGUGCAUCCGACCAACGGCUACACAGACGGGCAGCAACAGUCGACUCAGCGGGACUACGGCCAGAUGGAGGCCAAACGGCCCAUUAUCAACAAACUGCACGACAACCUGAAAAUGGAAGGUGACGUCGACUUGCAAACGGCUUACAUGCAAUCCUACGUCCAAAAAGCUGAUCCCGUGCGUCCAGAAAUUAAGCGCAUGCACAGCACGUUGGCCGUCGCCGCAGGAGAUUUCGCUACGGAAUCUGUUGUCAAAGCGGAUUAUCCGGAACAUCGGGUCCAGCGGCCGACCAUCGCCAAACCCGUUGGUCAGUUGCAGAGUAACGAUUCAUCUUGGGGUAGUAAUGGGGCAUCCCGACCAGCAGCCGGAGUUCGUCGAACGAGUCAACACACUGACGCUCCAGCCGGAAUGAAUUACUUUCAAGCCGGGCCCAACAUGAAUCGCGUCCGCCAGAUGGAAUCUUCAAUUCAGUUCGGAUCGGGUAAUUCGCCGGCAAUGAUGAGCGAAGCCCAGGAUUCUUUUAUUCCGCUGGAUGGCGCUCUGAAGAGUCAAAUGAUGAGGCCACGUACCAGCAAUCGACUGCAAGAUUGGAACGUUGGCGAACCAACCGCUAGGGGUCGGAGCCGAAUGAACGCUGCCAACAACAAUAGGCAACAAUCACCGCCAAUGACCAGGGACCAAGUAGUUGCCCAACAGGCGAGGAGGAAGCACCAAGCGACCGAAUCGUCGUUGUCGUUCAAUCAGGGCGGACAAUCGGCCGUCGAGACGGACGGAUCUCUUUACAAAAAGAGUUUCACGUUACCGGCCAUCGAGCCAUGUCCUGCCGCUGUGCUGCACGUUGAUGACAAAUCAAAUUAUCAGUUCACUAGAGAAUUACAUAAUCAUCGUUUCUAUCGGCCCAUCAUUAACUCGAUGGGUUGAUAAUUGAAAUGAUUUUUUAAAUUAAUCCCAUUUAGAAAUGACUUGAUCAUUAGUUUUCCAUCCUAAAAAAAAAAAGUAGUGAAGAAUCUUCAAGUUAUUUACUUUUCCAAAAUACUUUUUCGUAUUUCCGGCUCUUAAGAAAAAAAAAAAAAAGGAAACUUAAAUCGCCUUUUGACUUUUGUCUGCUCGAUGUUUUAUCAUGCACUCUAACCGACCACAAUACACUUCAAACUUGGAAUCCCAAUUCCAAAUAAAAAAAAAAACUAAACAAAAAAA
Molecule: messenger RNA, 3537 nt
Organism: Daphnia magna
Lineage: Eukaryota; Metazoa; Arthropoda; Branchiopoda; Diplostraca; Daphniidae
Exons: 4
Coding region: 1411-3261 (616 amino acids)
Biological process (GO): microtubule anchoring
Cellular component (GO): centriole; ciliary basal body; cytoskeleton
Molecular function (GO): microtubule binding
Source: RefSeq, a predicted model, not a curated record